Cyprinodon variegatus (sheepshead minnow) is the source of this 3314-nucleotide messenger RNA. Its product is annotated as ankyrin repeat and BTB/POZ domain-containing protein 2-like. Bases 129 to 3155 code for a protein of 1008 amino acids. Gene Ontology annotation, molecular function: protein heterodimerization activity. The transcript has 18 exons. Lineage: Eukaryota; Metazoa; Chordata; Actinopteri; Cyprinodontiformes; Cyprinodontidae. The record is from RefSeq and is a predicted model, not a curated record.
UGCCACACGGGGGCGCUGUAGAGCAGCACUGCCCUCAGGUGUGAUUGGUCAGAUGUGCCUAAAAAGCUCGUUUCCAUCCUGACCUGAGGCCAGUUCGUUUCGGUCUCUUCUUGUCCGGAUCUCAUAACAUGUCCAACUCUGCUGUGGUGAAAACGUUGGAGAACCUGAGCCUGGACUCAGGUUAUGUAGCCGGGGAGGCCAGCCCGUCCAGCCGGUCGGUCAGCGCUCCUCUCCGGGGUUCAUGGUGGCCGCGCAGCGGCUCCACCUCCAGCUGGGACACGGUGAGCGCGCUGCCGGAGGACGCGGCGGACACCCUGGCCAGAUGCGCCUGCCUGCCCGAGCUGGAGGACUAUCCGUGGACGGAGUCGGAGCUGCAGGAUGUGGUCCACAGAGCCUCCGGGUGUGAGUGUUUCAGCCCGGAGGCUGUCAGCAGACUGUCCCUCCUGCUGCGCAGGGCUUUGCUCCGGGUGUCCCGGGAGGCGCAGCGGCUCAGUGAGCUCCACAGGCGGUGCACGCGCCUGGAGGUGCAGAGCGCGGUGCGGCUCGUGCUCAGCUGGGCUCUGGCCGACAGGUGCGGCUCCUCCGCGGUCAGAGCCGUCUCUCUGCUCUGCAUGACCUCCGGGGACACCGUGGGUAAGUCUGCGCGCUGCGGGCUCGUCCUGUCCGUGGGCCGCUUCUUCAGGUGGAUGGUGGAAACGCGCGUUUCGGUGCGCGUGCAUGAGUACGCAGCAGUUUGCCUCGCGGCUUUCGUGGAAAGUUUGGCAGAAGAAGUUGCGAGACGUGCGCAGCGCGUGGCCAGGUUGGCGGAAAGCUCGACGCGCAGUGCGGUGACCGUGGAGCUGCUGGACGGAGCCGUGAACAGCGACUCUGAGCUGUGGGGCCUCCUGCAGCCCUAUGAGCAUCUGAUCUGUGGGAAGAACGCUUACGGGGAGCUGAGUCUGCCGGCCCACAUCAGUCCGUACACAAAGGUUCCUGAGAAACCAUGGGAGAGCAGGGAGGACGCCUACAUCCAGCUUGAGCUGAGGACACUGGAGCAGUCGCUGCUCGCCACCUGUGUAGGCAGCAUCACAGAGCUCAGUGACCUUGUGUCUCGAGCGAUGCACCACAUGCAGCGUCUGCGAACCUCCAGCCCUGCUGUCGGCGGCGCCGGUCCGGUUCGCCAGCCCUCAGUUUCAUGGGCCUCCUCCGCCCUCCGCUCUCUUUACUACUUCCUGUCCAACCCGCACAUGGAAUCCCUGGAGAACCCCAACCUGGAGCCCCCGGCUGUGAUUCUGAGCAGAGAACGGCCGUUCCUGCUCCUCCCUCCUCUCAUGGAGUGGAUUAGGGUUGCCGUGGUGCAUGCCGAACAUCGCCGCAGCUUAUUGGUGGACAGUGAUGAUGUCAGGCAGGCAGCCCGAUUGCUCCUCCCAGGACUGGACUGUGAGCCCAGACAGCUAAGGUCUGAGUGUUGCUUCCAGUCCUUCAAAUGUCUGGAUGCUGCAGCUGCUUCAGGAAAGUUCCACCUGGACCUGGGCUUCCGGAUGCUCUCAUGUGGCAGAGCAGAUCUGGUCCAGCAGGCUGCCCGACUGCUGGGCGCAGAUGGCAUCAAUACCAUGGACGACCAGGGAAUGACGCCUUUGAUGUACGCCUCAGCAGCAGGAGAUGAAGCUAUGGUGCAGAUGCUCGUGGAGGCCGGAGCCCACCUGAACCUGCAGGUCCCUGCCAACUCUCUCCGACACCCUUCUGUUCAUCCCGGCAGUCGGCACUGGGUGGCGCUGACGUUUGCUGUGCUGCACGGUCACCUCUGUGUGGCUCAGCUGCUGCUAGAGGCUGGUGCCGACGUUGAAGGCGGAGUCCUGCUGGACGGAGUGGAGAGCUCGGCGGAAACGCCGCUGCAGCUUGCAGCAGCUGCAGGUAACUAUGAGAUGGUCUGCCUGUUGCUCACCCAUGGAGCGGACCCUCUGCUCAGAGCGCACCAUGGGACCUCGCUGACGCCCCCUCUGUUCGAGGACAUGAACUGCUUCAGUUACGCCGCAGCUCAUGGACACAGGAACAUCGUGAGGAGACUACUGCUUCAGCCGCCGCACAGGAAGGAGGACAUCCUGUCUCUAGAGGAGAUCCUGGCUGAAGGAGUGGAGGAGCCCGAGGACCCGACCCGGCAUCCGGCGGCGGACUCCCUGAGCGCGGUUCCUUCCGCGUCUAAAGCCACGAUGAAAGCUCUGCAGCAGGCGGCGUAUUACAGCGCCGAGCACGGAUACCUGGAUGUUACCAUGGAGCUGAGAGAGAUGGGCGUCCGCUGGAAGCUGCACACCUGGCUGGAGUCGCUCCGCAGGGCCCAGCAGCUCGGCAGAAACCAAGUCACCCUCCGCCUCCUCAGCGACUUCCCCUCCAUCAGGACGGAGGACUUCAGCCCCGAGCUGCUGUCUGCAGGGAUCCCCUUCCUGUUCAGCCUGUUGGCCACCAGCAGGGACUACGCUCUGACCAAGCAGCUGGCCUCGCUGGUGUCUCACUGCUACGGCGGCUCCCCGGUCCCCGCCGUUCCACCGGCGGACGUGGCUCGGUCCACUCAGCUGGAUAUCCGCUUCCUGAACAACAAGGAGAUGUCAGAUGUGACGUUCAUGGUGGAAGGCCGUCCGUUCUUCGCUCAUCGGGUGCUGUUGAUGUCCGCCUCUGAACGGUUCCGGCAGAUGCUGGCAGAUUCGCCAGACAACAUCAUCCACAUCAGCCAAAUGACGUACGGCACCUUCCAGAUGGUGAUGAGGUCUCUGUACUGUGGAGGAACCGACGGGCUGAAGAUCCUUCCUGCUGAAGCCAAGAAGCUGCUGCCUGUGGCCUUUUUCUUCCAACUCCGAGGUCUGCAGAGAUGCUGUGAGGUGAUGCUGUCUCAGAGUCUGACUCUGGAUAAUGCCGUGAGCGUCUAUCAGACCGCCAAGCACCAUGGAGCAGCUGAACUCUGCAGGUUCUGUGAGGGGUUCUUCCUGCAGAACAUGGACCAGCUCCUGGACAGAGAGGACUUCCACCGCCUGCUACUCGGUACCAUCAGAAAGGGAUCUUUCUCCCCAGGCUCAGCGACGCCGCCUGGAUCGGGACCGGACCAGGACCUGCCAGUUCUCAAACACCUGGAGACGACGCUGAUCGAUAGACUUUACCACCUUCAUGCUGAGUGUCGAGGGUAGAAGAUCUGCUCAGGUCUCCUGGGUGAAGGUGACGGAGUAGAUGCCGUUCUCCUUGGUGGCGCCGGUGUUCUCCGUGUACGUGAUGUCCACCUGGAACUUGACCGGCUUCUGGAAAACCGUCGGCCCCGCCGUGGACUUGUACUCCGCCCGGAAGCUGGU